Pediculus humanus corporis (human body louse) is the source of this 1185-nucleotide messenger RNA. Its product is annotated as protein-tyrosine sulfotransferase, putative. Gene Ontology annotation, biological process: peptidyl-tyrosine sulfation. Lineage: Eukaryota; Metazoa; Arthropoda; Insecta; Psocodea; Pediculidae. Gene Ontology annotation, molecular function: protein-tyrosine sulfotransferase activity. The record is from RefSeq and is a predicted model, not a curated record. Gene Ontology annotation, cellular component: Golgi apparatus. The transcript is spliced from 7 exons. Bases 1 to 1185 code for a protein of 394 amino acids.
AUGAGAGUUGGAAUAGGAAAUGGAAAUGAGGUAGAAAAAAAGAGGAUGGUCCGGGGUGGACGCCACUAUUGCAAAGUUGUUCUAUGCUUGUUUGUUAUCGUUAUUGUUUUUAUGGUCCUUAGAAGUAUUUCCAGAUGCACGUGGGUCGAUACAAGGCCUAGAAUGGUGGCUGAUGAGAAAUACGUCGUUGGAAAAGAUAAUAAAAUUUAUAGGUAUCACAGAGGGAUGCCGCUGAUAUUUAUAGGAGGAGUUCCCAGGUCGGGAACGACGCUCAUGAGAGCCAUGUUGGAUGCUCAUCCCGAAGUUAGGUGCGGUCAAGAGACGAGAGUGAUACCUAGAUUAUUACAAAUUAGAAAUCAUUGGCUUAAAUCUCAAAAAGAAAGUUUGAGAUUGGAAGAAGCCGGACUUAGCAAGGAGGUAUUGGAUUCGGCGAUCGCGGCAUUUUGUUUGGAAGUAAUUGCCCGACACGGUGAACCCGCACCUCGUCUUUGCAACAAAGAUCCUCUCACUCUUAAAUCGGCAGUCUACCUUUCCGAACUUUUUCCAGCAUCGAAAUUUAUAUUCAUGGUGAGAGAUGGGAGAGCGACCGUACAUUCGAUCAUAUCCAGAAAGGUGACAAUAACAGGGUUCGAUCUCUCGAGCUACCGUCAGUGCCUGACAAAAUGGAAUAACGCAAUACACAUAAUGCACAAGCAGUGCAUGCAAGUCGGAUCGUCGAGGUGUUUAAUGGUUUACUACGAACAGUUGGUACUACAUCCGAGCGAAUCGAUGCAUAAAAUAUUGGAAUUUUUAGACGUGCCAUGGAACGAAUCCGUUCUUCACCACGAAGAACAAAUAAACAAACCAGGAGGAGUUUUAUUAUCAAAGGUGGAAAGAUCGUCGGAUCAAGUCAUCAAACCCGUGAAUUUGGAAGCUUUAAACAAAUGGGUCAACAACAUUCCGGAAGACGUCGUCAAAGACAUGCCGGUCAUAGCACCCAUGCUCGCAGUUUUGGGCUACGAUCCGUUGGCGAAUCCACCCAAUUACGGGUCUCCGGAUGCUUUCGUCGCGGAAAACACGAAGAAAAUACAGAAAAAUGUUUUUUUCUGGGAGCAAAAAGCCAAAAAUUUACUCAUUAGAGAAAACGAGAGUCCAAAUCCGGAAAGUGACGAUUUUGGUUCGGAUGCUCCGGCUCCACCGGCGUGA